AUGGGCAAAUGGCAUUAUGGCGUCGUCCUGGAUGCAGGAUCGUCUGGGACUCGUGCGCAUGUUUAUCGCUGGCUAAACAACGAUGCUGCGCGGAAGGAGUCUAAUGCGAAGCAUCUAAAAUCGUUGCCAGUGAUCAAAAUGAAAUCUCACUGGACGAAAAAGAUCCACCCAGGAGUGUCUUCGUUUGCCAAUCGACCUGAAGAAGUUGGACCUCAACACCUCGCAGAACUCCUGGAACAUGCGCGCGAAAUUGUGCCAGACGAGGCUAUCAAAGAGACCCCGAUCUUUCUCCUCGCAACUGCCGGAAUGCGACUACUUGGUGACGUGGAACGAAAAUUGUUAUUAGAUCAGAUCUGCUCCUACGCUCACGCAAAUUACGAUUUUUUGUUGCCCGACUGCAAUGUUCACAUUCAAGUGAUUCCAGGGGUAACUGAAGGUCUGUAUGGCUGGGUUGCGACUAACUACCUGUUGGGAAGUUUCGAUGCCCCUGAAAAGCACGAUCAUGGAAAGGGUCACCAUACAUAUGGUUUCUUGGACAUGGGAGGCGCAUCGGCGCAGAUUGCAUUCGCUCCCAAUGCCACCGAAGCCAAGAAACACGCGAAUGAUUUGACGCUGCUGCGCCUGCGCAAUGUUGAUGGGUCGACCCAGGAGCACAGGGUUUUUGUUACGUCUUGGCUUGAGUUUGGAGUUCACCAGGCUCGACGACGCUACCUCGAAUCCAUCCAAGCAGCUAGUGGGGUCGAUACUAUUAAGGAACUCCCCGAUCCUUGUCUUCCGGCUGGGCUUCGAACCACUCUCGAUGGCCAGCCUCUCGCGGCAGGAGACUCGAACAGCAAGUACCUGCUGGGGACCGGGAAAUUUGAAGAAUGCCUUCGACAAACAUAUCCAUUGCUAGACAAGGAUGCACCCUGCCUGGACCAACCUUGCCUCCUACACGGAAUACAUGUGCCUGCCAUUGACUUUGACGUGAACCAUUUUAUCGGUAUUAGUGAAUACUGGCAUACGACUCAUGACAUCUUUGAAAUGGGACAUAAAGACAAAUCUUACGACUUCAACACGUACCAGGAUCGUGUGCUGGCGUUCUGCUCCCAAGACUGGGACACGAUAGAAAGUGGCAUACGUCAACAUAAGUGGGGAAAGAAACUUGAUUUGGAUAAAGCCCAUGCACUUUGCUUCAAGGCUUCCUGGAUCAUCAAUGUGCUACACGAUGGUAUUGGUAUCCCUCGCGUGGGGCUGGAGGAUACGACGGGAUCUGGUCACAACGGGACCGAGGAGGUGCUUACUCAUGUUGAGAACAAGGGCUACCUUGAUCCUUUUCAAGCCGUGAAUAAGAUAGACUCCACCGAAGUUAGCUGGACCUUGGGGAAGAUUGUUCUCUACGCAUCUUCCCAAGUUCCUGUUGAAGUGGAGGAAGUCCUCCCUGUUGGAUUUGGCAGCAAUGUUGCUGGUGUUCCGAAUGAUUUCCAGUAUCCCAGCGCCGAGCUUUUACCAGGCCCUCAGGGGCCUCAUACUAGCUCCUGGCAUGAUGCCAUCUUCAAUGAACAUUCUUCCAGCAGAGCCCCAGGGUUCGUUUUGUUCUUGCUUAUUAUCGCCAUGGCAGCAUUUUUCCUCUGUGGGCGAAACCGCCGCGUGCGUGUCUACCAUAAAAUUAGCAGUUGCUUCCGCGGGGGCGGACCGUCACACCCGAACCAUCCUAAGAGGCGGAAGCUUUUUGGUGGCAAGUUGCCUUUCUUUGGCUCAAGGAGCCCUUCAUAUGAGCGUGUUCUGGAAGACGGUGCCCAUGAGUUUGAUCUAGGUUUCCCGCAUUCUGGUCGAAGCUCUCUGGACGACAGCCGUUCUUCUGAUGCUGGUUCUGCUAGUUUCAUGCCACCAAAACGAGCAGCAAGUUGGGGCAGUAGCACGCCUAACCUGAAGUUUGGUCUAGACAAUUCUUCAUCCGGGACCAUCGGGCUGGGGAUUAUCGCCGGCUCCGGUGUGACUGCGAUGGACCGUGCCGGUCUGGUUGUAAGGACUGAAAGCCGGGAUCACCUAGCGCCGAUAGCAUUAGGGCCUACAACAAACGGACGGCGCUCAAGGGCUGGCAGUCCAUCUAGGUCCCAUCCGCAUAGGUCGCCUAUCACGACCCCACUGACACAAGAUUAA
This is a messenger RNA of Aspergillus tanneri, 2142 nucleotides long. It is a transcript of the gene YND1, whose product is annotated as putative nucleoside diphosphatase (Ynd1). The transcript has 4 exons. Gene Ontology annotation, molecular function: nucleoside diphosphate phosphatase activity. Gene Ontology annotation, biological process: nucleoside diphosphate catabolic process. Lineage: Eukaryota; Fungi; Ascomycota; Eurotiomycetes; Eurotiales; Aspergillaceae. Gene Ontology annotation, cellular component: membrane. The coding region runs from base 1 to 2142 and encodes 713 amino acids. The record is from RefSeq and is a predicted model, not a curated record.